CUACGCCUUAAAGAAACUCGAUGAACUGAUGCAGGAGGGGUAACGGAAGUAAAUUUCUAUCAUACAGUCAUUUUCACUAUUACUGUUGCAAAGGCAAGGUGUCGAUUGUUUUCAAAAGAAAUAUUUGGAAAUAUUUUUUUCUCUUAACAAUUUGUAGAAGUAUAGAAUUUCUGACCUGAAAAAGAGGAAACAUGAUGAAAAAACAGCAGAUUGGCAUUUCAUCGCGUAGAGUAUCUAGUUCUAAAGAACAUGGGAAUUCAAAAGUGGAAAUUAGAAAUAAAGGCAAAGAUUUGGGAGACAAUAAGGAGAUGAGAUAUCACAUCAGCAAGCAGGAGUGGCAGAAAUAUGAAGGUCUAUUUUACAAAGACUUACAAACAGAUAAUAAAUUACAAAAGGAUUUCAUGCUGGAAAUGGCGAAAAUUCUGAAUAGUUACAUGACUGAUGAGUUCGGCGGGAAGGUAAAAGUAGUGGAUUUUCACCACCCCCACCAGCUUCAGGAGACGAUGAGUGACUGUCUUGCUGUGGAUGCCGACCCCCGGGAUUUACACCAGAUUCUGAGUGAUUGUAAGGAGACCCUGAAGUACUGCGUGAAGUCAGGUCAUCCCCAUUUCCUAAACCAGCUGUCUACGGGUCUGGAUGUAGUGGGCGUGGCCGGGGAGUGGCUGACGGCGACUGUCAAUGCUAAUAUGUUUACGUUUGAAGUUAGUCCAGUAUUUAUACUAAUGGAAGACCUCAUACUACGUAGGAUGCGAUCCUUUGUAGGCUGGAAGGACGGAGGGGAUGGGAUCUUCACCCCAGGUGGUACGAUUUCCAAUCUGUACGCAAUGAUGUUAGCAAGGAACAGGAAAUUUCCGGAAAUGAAGGAGAAUGGGAUGUAUAUUGGACAAAAACUUGUGGUGUACACAUCAGCACAGAGCCAUUUUUCGAUCAAGAAAGCAGCAAUUUUGCUGGGCAUUGGAAUGAAAAAUGUUUGUGCUAUCCCUUGUGAUGAAAGAGGUAAAAUGAAGACGAAUGACCUUGAACGCGAAAUCAAAAAGACUAUCGCCGAGAAUGGUAUCCCUCUCAUGGUGAAUGCAACCUGCGGAUCGACAGUGUUAGGAGCUUACGACCCCGUAGAUAAAAUAGCUGACAUUUGUAACAAAUACGGCAUAUGGCUUCAUGUGGAUGGUGCAUGGGGAGGCUCGGCCUUAUUGUCCAGGAAAUACAAACACCUGCUGCAAGGCGUAAACAGAUGUGAUUCCAUGACCUGGAAUCCUCAUAAAAUGAUGGGAGUACCUUUGCAGUGUUCAGCCAUCUUGGUCCGCCACUCGGGUGAGCUACAAAGAGCAAAUGAGUUGUGUGCAGACUAUCUGUAUCAGACGGACAAAUUCUAUGACGUCACCUACGACACCGGUGACAAGUCUAUUCAGUGUGGUCGACAUAAUGACGUCUUCAAGUUAUGGCUUAUGUGGAGGUCCAAAGGUGACAGUGGUUUUGAAGAUGUCAUAAACAAAAACUUCCAACUAGCUCGGUGUCUUGAGCAAAAAGUCAAAGAAAGGGCGCAUUUUGUACCUGUUCUAGAUGAGAUUGAGGGCCCCAGUGUUUGUUUCUGGUAUGAGCCGCCUCAACUCUUUACACCCAAUCUUACCUCUACGGAACGAAGGGAUCUUCGAAGCAAGGUUGCUCCGAAAAUCAAAGAAUCGAUGACUUUAAAGGGAAGCAUGAUGUUAGCUUACCAACCUCUUGGUGAACUGCCAAAUUUCUUCAGAAUUGCAAUAUCGAAUUCCAGGCUAACAGAGGGAACACUAGAUUGGAUAUUAAAUGAAAUAGAACGAUUGUCGUGUGACAUAUUCUCUCCAGAAGAAAACUUUUGUUGUGAUGAAGUUUCUCGUUAAAAUAAGAUCCAAAAUACAUGUAUGUUUCCUUGUGAGAACUAAGUACAAAGGCUUUUAUAAUAUCUGUUCUCGUUAGACACUGGAAUAAAAAAAUACUAGUUUUGCAAAUAAAUUUCACAAUAUCUGAAUAUUAAGGAUCAUUUUUUGGGGGGUAAUAGAAUGUGCUUUUAAAUUAUUUUUAAUCUUCGAAGAAUUGUGAAUUUGCACCAUGUUCAACAGGUUCCCCCUGAAAAGCACUUUUUCCCCAUUUUUGAAAUUAUUGAAUACUGCAUUGCAAAUGACAGGAGAUACUUUUUUGACUCCUCGCUAUCUGGCCAAUAAAAGGUCUUUAUUUUUUUUUCGGAAGGAGUUUGAUAUUCUAAAAGAAAAAUUCAAGGGUUCAAAGGAGAACAAUAAGGCCACAUAUUAAUUAAAAAGAGAUAAAAUGGUUGUCAAUUAUUUCUUUUAAUCAGUUAAUCACUUUAUAACAGUAUGAGGUAUAACAUUGACAUUAACGCAUUUUUUAGCCAAAGCUGGAUCAAUUUUUCACGUUUUAAGAGGUUCAAUAAUCACUCUUUUAACAUGAAAUUAGAAAUGGAUGUUCUUACAGUUUUAAGUCUUCCAGUGGACAUUUUAUGUUAGAUUUUAUGUUAGAUUUUUUUUCUAGAAAACUGGAAUGAGAAUAGAUAUUAUGAAACCCUGUACUUCAUUCUUUGAAUUGUGAUUUUUUUUUCAUAUCGUAUAAAUAUAGUUUAUUGUUCGCAUUAUUUUAUCAUAUGAUCGUAAGUAUGUAAUAUACGGGGGAAGCUGUCAUAGAUUUAUGAUUUAUUCUCCAUGUUUAAGGUAAAUCUUGGGGAAAAACCCUUCCUGUAGUUAACUUUGAUCUGGAACAAAAGAGGGUUUGAAAUAAUCGAUCUUCAAAUAUAAAUAAACUUAAUGCCAAAAUAAUUUAACUAACACCUAUGUCUAAAUUAGAGUGAAUAUUCAACGUAAUCCUUAGUU
This is a messenger RNA of Saccostrea cuccullata (small rock oyster), 2855 nucleotides long. RefSeq names its product glutamate decarboxylase 1-like. Bases 192 to 1874 code for a protein of 560 amino acids. Gene Ontology annotation, cellular component: cytoplasm. Lineage: Eukaryota; Metazoa; Mollusca; Bivalvia; Ostreida; Ostreidae. The record is from RefSeq and is a predicted model, not a curated record. Gene Ontology annotation, biological process: GABA biosynthetic process. Gene Ontology annotation, molecular function: glutamate decarboxylase activity; pyridoxal phosphate binding. The transcript has 15 exons.